This is a messenger RNA of Caenorhabditis briggsae, 2346 nucleotides long. It is a transcript of the gene Cbr-nhx-4, whose product is annotated as Protein CBR-NHX-4. Gene Ontology annotation, biological process: regulation of pH; proton transmembrane transport; sodium ion transport. The transcript is spliced from 10 exons. The record is from RefSeq and is a predicted model, not a curated record. Gene Ontology annotation, molecular function: sodium:proton antiporter activity. Bases 1 to 2346 code for a protein of 781 amino acids. Lineage: Eukaryota; Metazoa; Nematoda; Chromadorea; Rhabditida; Rhabditidae. Gene Ontology annotation, cellular component: membrane.
AUGGUCCGAAACAAUCCAUCCAGAAUGCUUUCCAUCAAAGCAUCGCUGAUCAUCUUGGUGGUCGUCCAAUUCAUCUUCUCGGUUCCCUUGGCUGCAGGAAAAAACGGAACUCUUGCCGAAGAUAUCGCUGAGAAAUUGAUCAACUAUCUACCAAGCCAGGAGAACAUUUCUAACAUCGCUGCUCAGAAGUUGGAAAACAACAACAACAACGACACUUUCGAAACUGAUGAAGGAAUGGAAGCCGAAGGCGAAUGGGUGCAUGAUGCGCCUCCAGAAGAAAUUGAGGAGGCCAAACAUCUCCUCGACCCCGUCCACGUGGAUUUCCAGCACACCUAUCAACCACUCGCCAUUGUUUUCUUGAUCCUUUUGGUUACUAUUGCCAAGCCGACUCUCCACUGGCCAGUCCUUCGCAAGCUCCCGGAAUCCGUCGUCCUUAUGAUGUAUGGCGUCUUCAUGGCUUCUGCUGUCAAGUUCGGACUCAAAAUCGAUCCAGGACAAUUGAACACCUUUAUGUUCUUCAUGGUUCUCCUCCCGGCUAUUGUCAAUGACGCUGGACUUUCUAUGCAGAAGAAGGAAUUCUUUUUCGCCCUUCCCAAGAUUCUCCUCUUUGCCGUUGUUGGAACCGUUGUCACCGCUCUCCUAUUGGCUUUCACCAUGUGGGCUAUCGAAGGAGUGUUCGAGUUCAAACCAGGAUUCUUGCAUCUCUUUGUCUUUGCCACUUUGAUCAGUGCUGUUGAUCCGGUAUCCGUUUUGAGCACUUUCGCUGAGCUCGACGUCAAGAAGAGUCUUUUUAUUCUGGUAUUCGGAGAAUCUUUGUGCAAUGACGCUGUUACUAUCGUCCUCUAUCGUACCUCGAUCAACGUCAUCAAGACAUCGGACGCCACCGACGAAUCCCUGACUAUUCUCGCGGUCGUUGGAAGCUGUCUCUUCCAGUUCUUCAUUGUUUGUGGAGCAGGUAUCCUGUGUGGAAUGUUCGUAGGAUUCCUUGGAGUCUUCAUCAUGAAGAAUAUGGUCGGGCAUCAGAUGAAUCAGCCAAUCUUCCAACUCUUCUGUCCAUACCUUGCCUACUUGUUGGCUGAAACUGGUCACUACUCUGGAAUCCUGGCUUCAAUUGUUUGUGCUGCAAUUAUGUCUUACUACAUGGCUGCCAACAUGUGUGUCGAGAUGGAGUUUGCUGCAUUCACCUUCUCAAAGACUGGCUCUUCUCUCUCCGAAUCGUGCAUUUUCUUCUAUCUGGGAGUCUCUCUUGUCUCUUACAACCACGAGUUCGACUACUUCUUUAUUGGAGUGACUGUUUUGUGCUGCACCCUGUACCGCUUUAUUGUGACUUGUGCUUUGUCAGCCUUCUACAACAUGUUCGCUUCCAAGGAAACUCGAAUCCCAUUUGCCGAUCAACUAGUUGUCACUCACGCCGGUAUCCGUGGAGCUGUUUGUUUCGGUCUUGUCCAAAUUAUCGAUGAGAGAAUCAUCCCAGCCAAGCCAUACUUUGUCACUACCACUCUCGCUAUGAUUUUCAUCACUUCCAUCCUCCAAGGUUGCACCAUCAAAUUCGUCAUGAAGUGCCUCAAGAUUCCUGGAGAUGAUGGGCUGAAGCAGAAAGACACGAAGGCUCUUAAAUGGUUCUAUGAAUUCAACGACAAGUACAUCAAGAAAUGGCUCACUUCCGAGAAUACCUACCUUCCAACCGAUGAGACAUUCCGCACACUUGGACUUCCAAAGGCUGUCAGCACUGCUCUUCGUAUUGGUGAACGCAGUCACACUGAUCUGUAUGUUCAAAAUAGUCUCGUUUCAAGAUUCACUUUUCUAAUUUCCAGUACUCGUCACGGAGAAGUCUCCCACACUCCUGCCCCAUCUAUCGGCCGUCCAACUAUUGCUCCAUUCGUUGACUUCUCAAGCAUCGAUGAUGACCGUGACCAACGCUCCACCGGAAGACGUACUCCACAUCGUGCUGUUACUCGCUACUCUCGCCAUUUCAUCUAUGCCUUGCCAAACGAGACAGCUGAUAACUACUUGACUUGCCCAGUCAGCGGAUCCAAGCGUCCAACUUUUGAUCCAAAUCAACUGUACCACAACCAGAACACCAUCAGCAACCCUGGAGACCUUGAGAGAGCUCGCAGCUACAACCGCCGUCACAACUCGAUGAGUGGAGCCGACAGCGUCGAGUUGAAGAAUUUGAACCAGAAAGAGCCAAUCGCCAAAAAACUCUCCCGGACCAUCACCAGUGGAACCAAGCAGUUUGUCAUCAACCCGGAGGAGGCUAUCCGUGAGGAAUCGCCAGCCGCCAUCCCAAAGAAGAGGGCCACAUUCGAGGAUGACGAAAUCUCCAAAAUCGAUGAAAGCGAGUAG